This is a messenger RNA of Cucurbitaria berberidis CBS 394.84, 503 nucleotides long. RefSeq lists its product as uncharacterized. The coding region runs from base 30 to 395 and encodes 121 amino acids. NCBI's taxonomy places the organism in Eukaryota, Fungi, Ascomycota, Dothideomycetes, Pleosporales, Cucurbitariaceae. The record is from RefSeq and is a predicted model, not a curated record. The transcript is spliced from 2 exons.
CGUCCGAAUCGGCCCACGAAGUCAACAAAAUGCAUUUCAAACAAAUCGCCAUCGUCGCUCCCCUGCUUUUCGUCGGCAUCUAUGCUGCUCCUACUCCAGUGACUGAAGGCAAGCGGGAUGCUGAACUUGUUUCUGACAAUAUCUGGACCCGCGAUGCCGAACUUGAAUCCGACAACAUCUGGACUAAGAAACGCGAUGCCGAGCUCGAGUCUGACAACAUUUGGACUAAGAAGCGGGAGGCGGAGCUAGAUGCCGACAACAUCUGGACUAAGAAGCGGGAUGCGGAGCUCGAGUCUGACAACAUCUGGACUCGCGAUACAGAGCUUGAUUCCGACAACAUCUGGACCAAGAAGAGGGAUGCUGAGUUGGACGCUGACAACAUUUGGACCAAGUAAGCGCGUUGUUGCUGACUCCGGAGUGGAGUAGAAUAAGUUUGGUCAUGCGUGCCUCUUAUCGGUCGUAUCAAAGCAAAUGGGGCAACUUGGUCCUCAUUAAGUGGGUAG